UUAACUUUUAAAGGCAUUAAAUGUUGUUUACUGUUUUUUUCAUUAGGAUUGCCACAUUUGUAGGCUUACGUUCCUUAAAUGUAUUAUUUUAUUAAUUUUUUUUACUUUAUAAACUCUCGUUUGGCAUUUCAAAACUUUUUUUUUAUCUGGCUAAACAACAAGGAUAUGACAGUAUUAGUUAUGUGACAACUUUUCCUUUAAAAGACCACCUGUGUACCAAAGGCUUUUUAAAAAGGGAGAAAAAAAGCGACGGUUAGAAAAUCCAAACAAACAGAUUUUCAUUCUAUUCUACCAUUCUAAGGAUUAGCACAGAGGAUGGGGUUCUUUGCUAACACUUUGCGGUUUAACUAUCCUGUUGUCGCUGUUAAGUAAAUUAGGGAGGGAAAGAACAUUUUUGAGGACUGUUGAAAAUACGCCCUCAGAGUGUUUAUUACUUUGAGUAUUUUAUACUUUUCUUAAAAAUGUUGUUAAUGUCGUUUUCGAUUGGUUUCACUCAAAAAUUCACUCAUUCUGAAAUCGAAUGGAACAGGUCAAAUCGCUUCCACUCAGUUCUGUUUUUUUGUGUUUGUGUGAAAUUUCAAAUGUCAAAUAUCUGAUUUUUCUUUCAAAAAUCCUCAAAAUUCGAAAUAUAUUAUUUGUUUUCUUGCAAACGAAAGACAUGGCAUUAGACUUAAAAAAUUAUAAGCUAAUGAUCGAAGAAAAUGGUAAUGUGCAACAGUUUGGUGGGGAAGUUGUUCUGCAAAACAUUUUAACUCAUGAACUUUUUUCGGCACCUUUUGAAGAGGUCGCGGGUUUUUACAACCUUCAGAAAGAAAGUAACGAAGAAGCAGGAGAAGUUCGGAACGAAAACAUUUCAGAAGUUUUCAAGUGGUCCGAUUCACAAACUGAACUCUUAUUAGAGUUAUACGAAGAAAAUAGUAAUUUGGUUGGACCAAUGAAAAAACACCGAAACAAAAAAUAUAUGUGGUCGUACAUAGCAGAGGAAUUAUUGAAAAGUGGAGUGAGGGUAUCGGCAGAUCAAGUUGAAGGUAGGUUCAAAACGGUGCUAAAAAAAACGAAGCUCGUUUUUAAAAAUAAUCAAACGACGGGGGCGGUGCGGAAAGAUAUUCCCUUUCCAAAUAUAAUGCAGAAAAUUAAAGGGAAUGAUGAUUCCAUAUACCCAGAAGUGUUCAUCGGCCCCAAUCGAAUGGUGAAGAAAAACUAUUCGUGCAUGAGCCUACCUUCAACUUCAAGACAAGCUUCGCCCCCACUCCCACUACAAAACUCUCCAUGUGAUGUAUCCGAGAAUCGCUCUAUAAAUGUCGAGAUUCAAAAUGAAGAUGAAAUUCCGGAACUUCUUCCGACCGAAGAUCCUCCAGCAAAAAAGAAAAAAAAAUGUUUUAAUGAAAGAAUGGUUCUGAUGCUUCUUCAGGAUAAAGAACGUCGUUCCCUACGCAAGGAAGAGAAUAAAGCAAAACGGCACAGUGAGCGUAUGGAACUGUUGUCAAAACACUUCCAAUGUUCGAAAUAAUUGUUUCUUGUUAUGUUGUUAUGUUUAUCGUUAUUUUUUAGGUUUGUUUCUUUAUUGGUAAGUGUUGUUUCUUGAACUAGUUUUAGUCUUUGUUUACUUCUAUUUAUUUUAAAUAAUGUGUAAGCUGUUUUGUUGUUUUUGGUAAUUAAGUAUUUUUUAUUAAUAAAUGAAUAAAAACAUAAUUAAAAACUAUCUGCAACUUGGUUUCUUUUAUUCUCUCCCACUCGCUGCAAGCUGGAAUCACUUUGCUGGAUAACAAUUUCAGUAUCAUCACUUGAAUCCAUUGGAGUGUCUAGACUUUGAACACUCCAUUCGUCUCCCCCAUCGAUGCACAUGUUGUGCAAUACGCAGCAAGCAAGAAUAAAUUUACACAUUCUUUCAACUGUGUGAAAGUCCAGCCGCAUAAGUUGCCGGAACCUUGUUUUGAGAAAGGCAAAAGAAUUUUCAAUUGUUACUCUUGUUUGGCUUAACUUUUUAUUGUAUUUUCUUCGUCUUUCCGUCAUGUUUCCGGUAUCUUUGAAUGGUGUCAAAAGAUAUUCCCUUAAAGGAUAAGCCGCGUCUCCCAAAAUAUGAUACUCGGAUCCGCAAAGUUGUGGCAAUUCCUUGCUUAUGAAUGAAAGUUGAAAAAUUCGUGCAUCAUGAAUUUUACUAGGGGCACCAACAAAGACAUCGGUAUAGCGAGUAUCUGCAUCACAAAUAUACCUUGGAAGGUAAGGGAUAACAGAUUGUGCCUGUUAACAUACGUUGACCUGAUUUUGUUUGCAGGUUUUCGUAUGUAUAUAUAUCACCCAUCCACGCAUCCAAGUACCUUUGGAAAACCUGCAAUCUUAAGAGGUGAAAUUUAAAUGCAUUAUCUUGAUUAAUAAGGUAAAUAUUAUAUAUCUUAUCUACCUGUUCAAAUUUAGAAGCAACUUGAAGCUUUUCUUGUUCGGUUUUUGGGAAUUUUAUGUAGUUGGGUGAACACUUGAAAAAAAAAUUCCAGCACAUUAGAUAUUAUCCUAUAAACGCUGGAAAUCGCAACACCAAAUAAAUUGGCCACUUCCCUGUAUGAAUUUUUAUUUCCAGCAAACCAGAGGAAAAUAUACAUUUGUGUUUUGGCAGAUAUUUCUUUUUUGCCUCCGCCACUCUCUUUCCUUUCAAAAAAAGCAGACUCCUCAUACCGGACAACUAUACUUUCAGCUGUAGCUCUUCGAAGUCGAAAUUGUUCACGGAACUGCAAAGUAAUGAUGCAAAUAAAUAGAUUUUAAAAUAAAAUUUUAAGUUCGUAAUUACCUCUUCGUCGGAGUAAAGCUCCACAACAUCAAGAAAGUUGCGAACUCUUUUUUUAUUGUUGGCCGUUCUUAGAAGAAAUUGGGUUAUGAACUCAUCAUCUGAUGAAGACGACGAUGAAGAAGAUGAUGAUAAUAAAUCAUUCCAUUGCAUAAAUGUAUCCAUUUUUAUUUUUUAAUUAAUUUCAA
Molecule: messenger RNA, 2967 nt
Organism: Episyrphus balteatus (marmalade hoverfly)
Lineage: Eukaryota; Metazoa; Arthropoda; Insecta; Diptera; Syrphidae
Exons: 3
Coding region: 521-1510 (329 amino acids)
Source: RefSeq, a predicted model, not a curated record